This is a messenger RNA of Cuscuta epithymum, 2506 nucleotides long. The record is from the annotation of a GenBank genome assembly. Lineage: Eukaryota; Viridiplantae; Streptophyta; Magnoliopsida; Solanales; Convolvulaceae.
UAUUGAUACUUGCUAUUUAUAUAUUUGUAGAUUCUACUUACGAGUUCAGUUAUUCUAAUUCUCCACGAAACUCUUGUCAUUCAUCUAAAACUGAAGUUUCUCCAAACUUUACCAAAUAUUGGACUCCUGAGUGUGCUGAGAGCUAUAAGCCUCAUGUUGGUAUGAUUUUCACAAAUGUUGCUGCUGGAGUUCAAUUCUACAAACAGUAUGCUACUCUUUGUGGCUUUGAUAUCCGCAAAAGUACCUCUAGAAAGAGUAGUGAUGGAGCUUGUGUGUGGAAGUAUAUUCUGUGUAACAGAGAAGGAUUCAAAAAUCUGCCUAAACCUAGCAAUAUUGAAUCCAGCUCUUGUGUUGGUGAUGGAACUGAAUCCAUGAAUACAGAAUCUAGCUCUUCUAAUUCUGAGAAUGUUGCUGGCUGUAAUGAGGAAGUGAAAAGCUCAGAACCAAAAGGCAUUCCUUCGAAUAAGAGACGUCGUGUAUCAAAUCGUGUUGGUUGCCGUGCACGUUUAGUUAUGAGGUUACAUGCUGGACAUGGAUAUUUGGUUACCCGUUUUGAAGAGCGGCAUAAGCAUCCCAUGACGUCUACCCCAUCUCGCCCAUUUCUAAAAGUAAAUCGAGCUCUUGAUGCUGGCCAUCAAAAUUUUGUUUUGAAUUGUUCCAAAGCUAAUAUUGGAACAAUGAAAUGUUAUCGUUUGUAUAAAGAAACUGUGGGUGGGUAUUCCAAUAUUGGCGCAACUGCUGUUGACUUUAAGAACUUCAAGCGUGAUUUGAAGGCUUAUGUUUCUGGUGUUGAUGCACAAAUGCUGGUUGAUAAACUUUUUAGAAAGCGGGAGACUUGUUCUGAGUUUUUCUUCGCUUAUGAUGUUGAUGCCAGUGAUCAAUUGACUCGUAUUUUUUGGGCUGAUCCUGUAUGUAGAAAGAAUUAUGCUCUAUUUGGUGAUGUGGUCUCCUUUGACGCGACUUUUGAGACCAAUAGGUACAAUAUGGUUUUUGCCCCUUUUACGGGUGUAGAUAACCAUAAGAAGUGCAUCACUUUCGCUGCUGGCCUGAUCUCGAAGGAAGACAUUGAGUCAUAUGAGUGGAUUUUUCGUUCUUUUAUUAGUGCAAUGACUAAGGAACCAACGUGCAUCAUAACUGACCAAGAUCCAGCGAUACGCGCUGCUAUUGAAAAUGUCUUCACAGUCUCCCGUCAUCGCUAUUGCAUGUGGCAUAUCAUGUCCAAGUUAACUGCCAAGGUUGGUCCCACUCUUAGUCAGGAUACAGAAUUUUUGACAAAAAUAAAUAGUGUUGUAUGGAAUAACCAUCUCCAAGUUGAAUCUUUUGAAAGGAAGUGGAUGUCUGUCAUGGAGGAAUAUGACUUGUUAAGCCAUAAGUGGUUCUCUCACAUGUUUGACAUUCGUAAGUUUUGGAUUCCUGCAUAUUUCCGUGAUUUAUUUAUGGCUGGAAUGCUUAGGACAACAUCAAGAUCGGAGAGCGAGAAUAAUUUUUUUAAUGAGUUUACCAAUCCACAUUUUAGUUUGGUUGAAUUCUUUAUGCAGUUUGAUAGUGCCAUGGACUCACAGAGGCAUAUUUAUGCUCAACUGAACUCAGUUUCUGAGUCAUCCAUUCCUGUAUACAAUACUCCCUUAGGUAUCGAAAGAUUUUGUUCUUCAAUCUACAAUCUGUCUGUUUUCUAUGAAGUGCAACAGGAGAUUUCUGCUGCUUGCUUUUCUUGUCGUGUUUUGCGCGUGGAAACUGUUGGUGAUGUUCUUCAGUACUCCAUAUCUGAUGAACGGGGUCUGGUUUUUGAUGUAGUGCACAAUGUUUCUUCUGAUAGUGCAUCAUGUAGCUGUAAGUAUUUUGAAAGGUUUGGGUUGCUGUGUCGCCAUAUUUUUGUUGUUCUGAAGGACCUUAAGUUUGAAACCUUACCCUCCCAAUUUGUGUUACCACGCUGGUGUAAGAGUUCUGUAAUUAGGUCGAAGUCAAAAGUUGGUGACAUUUUAGAUGAUCAAUGUGCUUCUAUGGAAAAAGAUAAACAUCAAGUUAAACAUCUAUGGUCUGAUAUUUAUUUCUGUGUGGGAUUUGUUGAGCAUCACCCAGAUUUGUUCAAAGAAUUUGCAGACCAUAUCAAACUUCAAAAGGACAAGUUUAUGUCCUUAGAGGCAUCAAGUGGAUCUAGUAGCACAAAAAACGACAUCAUUAGCUCAUUCUAUGGUUCUUCUAUCCCGAGUGAAGUUAAUGUGCAUCCACCCGAGAUUGCAAGGAACAAGGGCUGUGGGAAGAGAAUAAAAGGUGGUAAAGAGAAGUCAAUUGAAGCUUCCAAGAAGUCUAAAAGACUAUGCCGCACUUGUAACGAGCUUGCUUUCCAUGACAGCAGAAAUUGUCCUCUAAAUUCUUAGAAAUAACCAAAUUCAAGUUGUCUAAUGUGUUGGAGUUUCAAUGUUUCAUGACUCGUUUGUUUUUUUCUGAAUUGUGGUGAAGUUUUGCUUGUACCCAAGUGUUUACUUUCUGUUGGACAAGAAUCAUA